AUGGAAAAAUCAACGUCCUAUAAGGCAGGUGAAAAAUUUUUUUGGCAACUUAAUCAGUCGCUGUUGCUGCCGGGUGAUAUUGAUUUUAGAUGGGAAGAUUAUCGAGAAAUUGUGCAGCCUGACAAAGUCAGCUUUUGGGUGAUGCUUGGAAGUUUAUUGACUUUUAUUCUUUGGAAUGUAUUUCUCACAUUUUAUCUAUCGCGAAUAAUUGGACCGAUAGUAGGUUUCAUACUUACGAAGAUUAUUCGAUUAAAAGGAUACAAUGGCUAUAUUUCGAUUGAUUCCUUUUCUAUAAGUCCGUUGGCUGGUAAAGCUAUGUUCCGCAAUUUUCGAUGGACAUGUUGCGAUUAUUUUUUACACUGUAACGAUGAAAGUGAAAAGUCGAAAUGGGAUGAAUAUUAUCAGAAAAUAUGGACAUUAAUUGGUUAUAUAAAAUUAGAUAUUGGUUCUGCAAAAAUAAAACUUAAAGAAUCCCCUAAUGUAAAUGAUCAAGCAUUGGUGAACAUAGUCGCAGAUAUGGAAAAUCUUCGUGUAUCUUUGUCAAAACGAGAAAAUUUUGAGAAAAGUCGACCACCUGGUUUUGUAGGACGUCAUGAUCCCCCACCACGAACAAUGGGUGAUGGAUUUGUUGUUAUACAAAGCGCCCAUUUAAAAUUAUUUUACAGCCAAAGUUUAUUAGGUCUUGAGGGCGAAGAAGUGCAGUCAAUUGCAAAUGGACCAAUUUGGGAAUCAGUUUGGCGAUUUGGUAAAAAUACUAUAUUUUCUUAUGGACCAUGGGCCGAUUCGCAAAGAAUUUUAAUUCAGAAUUUUUUUUUUCCUCCAGAAUAUCGUGAUUCUGAAAUAACGCAAUUACCGAAACAAGGAGAAAUGCGUCAAUUUUUGGCUCAUGAUAUUCGAGUAAUACUUUUGAGCGAUUCAUCUAUUGAUGUAUGGUUUAUGCGAGGUGAUGAACUAAAUGCACUUCACGUUCGCGUUCAGCGUGGUUCAUCUUUGGAUUGGAAAAUUCCUUGGUCCAUAUCAGAAAAUGGAUAUAAAUCAUUUGCACGUGUUUCAUUAUUACAUGUGGAAUCGUCCACGUCUCUGUUAUAUCCGAAAUUUUUUCAAUGUGAAACUUUUCUUUUAACCGUUGAAGCGCAUUAUCCUCGUGUGUUCAAUGGUCAUCAAUUGUGGGAAUAUUAUCUCGAAACCAGCAAAACGGAUAUUUGGUUCGUUUGGGACCUUAAGAGAUUCUUUUCAGAUCUAUUCACUGAAUGGAAUAUUGGAUCUGUUCCUGAUUUAUAUACUUUCAUUCCUUGCACAUGGAAAUUCUAUGCUAAAGUGAUAGAUAAUUUUCAGCUUUUCUUAGUGCUAAAUGAUAAAAAUUGGAUUGAUACAACUUCCUCUUCAUCAUCCGAGAAUUCUCUUGCAUCGAUUACGGUUAAAGAGAUUCAUAUGAACUUCGACCUUCCUUUCAUAGAUUUCUGUCCAGAAACAGUAUCAACGAAGUUUAUCAUCGAGACUCGAGGAGAUCUUGUGCUUAGUUUUUGGUUUCCCAAACAAAAUACAUCAGCUCUGCUCGUUCACUCACUCAUGAAAAAUGCUGCUUUUAUUGCCUUCAAUAAUAUGCUUAAUUCAAAUAUUUUUGCUCCUAAGGAAUGGAUAAAAAUUUGGCGUGCUAAAAAUAUUUCUUUAUCUAUUGAAUAUACAUAUUAUUCAUCAAAAGUGGAUAUAUCUUCUGAUUUGCCGCACCAUGUUGUUUCUAAAGAAAAUAUAGAAUUGCCAAAACAUCCGAUCUAUCUUCCUCCUAAUAAUCUGAUCGUCAAGGCUGUGAUAUCCACUUCUGAAAUUCUUCUCACUGGUAUUUUAGCUAGACUCAUAAUUAAUUUAAAAAAUAAUUAUUUCGGUUUGUAUGACCAACUUUCUAAUAUUUUAAAUGAUGGCUCAAAUGUCCAGCAAUGUUUAUAUGGCAAUGUUUUGCACCAUAUGGAUCAUUAUAGGCCACUUGCUGUGCGAUUGUGCUUAAGAUUACAGUCAAUUAAAGCUCAUUGUCUUGUACAUAACAGCAAACCAGAUUCUUUGACAUCAGGCAGUCAGUAUCCCGUUAUUAGUACGAAGGAAAUCGUUAUUGAAAUUGUGAAAAGUCCACUCGAUGUUCUAGUUCAAGUUGUUCUUGGUAGAGUGAAUAUGCACUUUGAAGGAUCUUCCAAUUCUGAUGGAAAGAUAACGUUAAAAUCUUUUUCAUUUCGUGGAAAGGCUUUGUUUUCGGAAGCAGAUAUACCUUGGGAUGUUUCCUUUAUAGAAUAUGCGUGGAUGACGGAAAUUGUCAUUGGUACAAUAACGGCGAAAGUACAUCCUUCUCAAAUCGUUUUGAUUCUACAGUUCCUUGAGUCAUUUAUUUUGUUGGCAGAUUGUCCAGAUGACAAGUUGUUAAUUCCGGAAAGAUAUGAAACAUGUCAUCAUGUUCAUAAUAUUCGUUCUUGUCCCUAUUCAUCUUUAAAUAUUGUAGAUGACAAAGGAAAGCUUAUAAAUUGCGUAUCAGAAAAUGAUCUAAAAUAUGAAAUGGUCCGAAUUAGUAUUGAUGCUAUCAAUUUGUUAGUAAUCGACGAACAAUUUGCAUUUAAUAUUGCAAUAUCAAGUUUACAAUUUGCAUUUUGUAAUUGCCAUGAAGCUUCUUUUACAUCGAAUUUGAAUGUGAAUAGUUCUUUGAUUUCAAUUAAGCUACUUGCAUUAAUGAAUCCUGUCGAAAAUUCAAAUACUUGGUCCUGUUGUGGUGAAUUUUCGUUGGAAGGCAUAAAUUUAAAUAUAGGAUUGCCACACUCGCCUAAUCAGAGGCGUUUCAUACAAGAAAAGAAACUAUUCUUAACGAAACAUGACAAAAGAACCAUGAGACUUCGCUUUUUGUGGAAUAAACGUGAUGAUUGCUUUUGUUAUGAACGUAAUCGAUUUUUUGGCACAACUGAUAUUAUAAAUAGUACUUUUUCUUAUGAUAAAGCUUGUUUGGUAAAAGAAUCAAUCAAGAAAGUUGAAUGUGAAGCUAUCGAAAUUGGCCAAAGCUUGGUGUAUUCGAAAAAGAAAGCAUUAAUCACUGAUGAAAAUGUAAGCGAAAAUUCCGAAAUUGCAUUCGCUUUAGAAAUUCCUAAUGAGAAAAAGGAAAUACGGCGUAUGUUAUCUGAUGAGUCUUUUCAUUCGGCUAUUUCAUCUCAGUUUAUUAGUUUGUCUCAUCAUAUGACCUGUCCUAUACUUUCAACUCCUAUUUUAUCAAACACUUAUUCCACUUUUCUUAGCUCUUUUAGAAUCCGAGACCACUGUAUCGACAGUUCGAGCUUUGAUGGAAUGUUUUUUGAGAAAAAAUGUGUUGGCGUAAAUGAUAUCACAUUUGGACACAUUGUUAAACAGAAAAGAACUUCACCAACAAAUCAGUCUGGUUUUGCGAAAUCAUCAAAUAAUGUAGAUUAUAAUGUAAAAAAUGAUGAAACUUUCUCAGUCAGAGGUACUUUGGCUUCUAAUAUUAAGAUAUUUGCUACACCUCUCUGCCUUGAAAUUAUUGAACAUAUUGGUCAGUCGUUGGUACUCGCUAUCACUUCAGUACAUCCUGUAUUUAUUAUGCAACAUCUAUAUACAAAAUGCGUGUUUGGACUUCAUGCUCAACCUCUUAUUGUACAUAAAAAUGCUGAAAAAAGCGGAAAUGCUAUUUCAAUAGAUUUGACUCUUCCUGUCGUUGAAAUAAAUCUUUUUCAUUGUGGCCUUAUCGAAAAAACAGUUCAGUCUUAUUUGCUGGAAGAUUCUGCAUCUCAUUUAACGCGCAGUGGUAUGUUCAACGAAACAAAUAUCGAAUAUAAAUAUGCUCAUUGUCAUGCGCAGUUUCUUGAAUUUGUCGAAUCAGUUAAAAUGGACUUUACUCAUAAUAAGGUUUUAUCGUCAUGUUAUUCAACUAAUUGGCAUGAUUUGAAUUGUAAUGAUCCACUCAAUAAAUUCGACCUUCGCGUAAUUGCUGAUUUAGAUAUUCCAGAAAUAUCUAUAAGUGUGAAUUCUCGUCCACUGCUACUAUCGGAACGAUCGAGUGAAAGCACACUUCACUGUCAGUUAUCUAUGGGGCCGAUUCAUAUGUCGUUUGGUCUCUGUAAACCAGUCGAUCAAACAAAUAGCAAUGAAUGGCCGUUAUUCGAUGUAUUUGCACCAUGUGUUAAUGCUUGGACAUGUUCCAUUCAUCGCUUCACUCAUUCUAUGAAUUCUAACUUUCUACAGAUAGAUGGUUGGAUUGAUAUAAUUCUUAUAAAAACUUUAUCAGAUGUUCUUGAUUGUACUGUAGAUCAGGUCUUCGCUAACUCCAAAAGUUGUUUUGAUAGUGUGCGAGUGCUUCAGAGUUCCUUGGCAUCAUGCCCAAGCUGUAAAUUGACUCAAAUUCUCAUGCGUUAUUCGAUAAACGAAGAUCUUUCUGCUUACUGGAAUGAAAUUGAUCUCGUUGAUUGCUCUAAAUUAAUUCCCUAUGAAUUGCGCAAACAAGCUCUUAUCGCUUUAUUGAGCCAUUGUCAGACCAUAAUUUGUUCAUCAGUAAAGCUUGUUGAUUCAAAAUCAGCAAAGCGAUUUGUGCAUUUACCUGCACGUGAUAAAGAAAGAUUGAAAAUAAAUAUUGAACCAGUCGAUGUGGUGGAUUUCCGACUAGAUUCGAGAAACAGUGGUUUUAUUAAUGAACGGCAUAUCAUGGAUAAGCAGAAAAACAUGGAUCUUUAUCAUUGGAUAUUAGCGAAGCAUAAAGAGUACAAAGAAGCAACUUCUAAAACGAAGAUACCACAGAAAACUCUCGAGGACUCGUCUAAUAUAAAUUUGAUGGAAAUUAACUUAUCGAUAUUUUUCUGGUCAAUUUAUGAAGAAAGAAACUUAGAGCAGUCGUGGCGCGGUAGAAUGCGACUUCCUGACCUAAAUAUAGAGUGGUCUGUCGAAUGCAGCGAAGUAAAAAUCGAUUUACUGGAACCAAAAAUGAUUUCGUCAUCAAAUGUUAAUUAUCUAUCGUUAACAAAGCAUCAUUUGUUUCAUUUGGAAUCCUUCAUGCCGAUGGGUCAAUUGCAUUUGUUGAUGCAAUUAGAUGAGUACAAACUCAGACCAAAAAAAGCAUUAUGCAAUCUUUUAUAUACAUCUACAAUUCAAAAUAUUCGAUUUACUCUAUCAGUGGCAUCUGUACUGUUCUUGAAUGACUUAUCUAGAGUGAUAAGAUCUUAUUCCUGUAUGAAAACUCAUCUUGAAAACUCAUCCAGCCAAAAAUCUUCAGCUGAGGAAGUCACUAAGGAAGAAAGGAGGAAGGAAGCUCCAGAGUCAUCCUCUGGAAGCAGUAAUGAAUAUUUUCACGAUUUCUCUUGGGUUGAUGCAGUAUUGGAUAAACUGAAAGAUUAUAACAGAACACGGGGUGGUGAUAUUCAAAAACGAAACUUUUAUGUUCAAACAGAUAUCAGUGGAGAACACUGCUUCAAGAUGGUUAUACUCGAAAUGGCACUCACUCAUCUUUUUGUAUCUUUAACAUUUAAAAAAAUUCAGCUCUCACAUAACCAUAAAAGAGAUGAAAUCGUGGAGCAGAAAAAGCAAUUGUUGGAUCUGAUUAAUCUUUCAUUACAACGUUCAUAUUUGAUAUUAUCUGAAUUUGUUGUUGGUUUAGAUGCAAAACAUAUUAUCAGUUUUUCAAUAAAAUCAAGUACAUUUUCCUUUAAAAGAGAACGGGAAAUUGAUAAAUCCAUCAAUAAUUUCGUCAAUUUAUCUAUUGGCGAUAUCGAAGGGAAUAUGCCGAUCCACGCUCAAAAUUUACAUGAAGUAGUGCUAAGGAAUGUAUCCCAAUUAACAGAACAAAUGACUCGAUUGGAGUAUGAUGAAUCAUUUGUGGGAGAAUAUUCUCCUCACCUCCAUGAUCAUCAAAUUAUGGCUGUUAUUUUCUUCGAAGUUCAUUUGAGCAGUGUAGAAUUGACUGCACAACUUCUACCAUCGCUUAAAGUCAAAUAUCGUCUUGAGCACUUGGAGAGUAGUGGCUAUACUGGUUCUUCUGCAAAAUUCAAAUCGGUUAUAAGUAAUCAUGUCCUCUUUUUUACUGUUUCCUCAGCUGAUGAAAAGAGGUUAUCUCCUAUUUCAUCGGAUAUUUUUACCCUGGCACUUCCUCGUAUCAUAGCAGAUGGAAUAUAUAGAUCAGUGACAAGUGAUGGUCAGUUGAAACAAUCCGUGAAUUCUGAUGAAAAAGGAAAAACUGCUACAGAGAAUGAUAGGAAAAAGGAGUGGUGGCAUACAGAUGAUGGAAAUGAUAAAGGAAAUUUACAACUUCACGAAGGAGGAUAUUUUGACAUUGAACUGAUUAUUGGGAAAUUGGAUCAUUCAUUCACAACAGAUCUUUUAAAUCAAGUUUUAUUUGCCGAACAGUGUUUUCGUUCUGAGCUUUCCUCUCUUAUUAAUCGUAUUUCCAUGGAUCAAUCUCCUCAUCCAACCUUUUUCCAUGAUCACUCAUUGCUUUCGCAGAAUCGUUUUUUAUUCAUUCUUUCUAUUAAAGAAGAAGCUACUCCUUGGCUUCAGUUGACAGCGAGCACACCUACUUCGAUCGCAGUUCGUUUGACAUUUGAUAAUAUUUCAGCUACAUUAACAAAUAUGUUGGCUCAAAAAAAUGGUGUUUAUAAUAAACGAUUAUAUGGCAAAGCAACGAUUGGCGUUAAUGCAAAACUAGGACAGCUGGUGAAAAGUGCUAUGUUCGAAGAGAUCGACGCUGAAUUACAGGAAUUUGCCACAUUUAUGACACAGAUUUCUUUUCAAAAUAAGGAGAGCAGUGUUCACACAUCAUAUAGUUACGUAAUCACGGUGAAACGGCCAAUACUUCUCGUGAAAUCGACUGCUAUUGACAAAGCACUAUUACUUUGGUUGAACUAUAAAAAUGCAUAUGAUUACUGGCGUGAAGAACGCAGUAAGCUUUUGAAAUCAGAAAGACGUGACUCAAGAACGACAGCCUCGUUUUCUUCUGUUCCUGAAAUGAACGUCAAUUUAUCUUUAAAAAUUGUGGAUGGUGCUUAUAUAUGUAUGCCACUUUAUAGUGCGGAUCUAAGUACAGAUAUGUCUGCACUUAUCAUAUCACUCCAAAGCUCAGAUAUCACUGUGUGCAUACAAAAAGAGCUUGCUUGUCAAGCUGCUUUUCAUAAUUUUAAAGUCAGAUUUAUUGACAAUUUUGAUGACCAGGCUUUGAAUGAUUCUUUACUGGACGAAAAGGGUGAUUCUACUGGCACCAACUUUUUUUAUUUUCCAGAAGGGACUUAUCAAAUCGUAUCGCGGGCAAGUGCUGCUAGUGGGCCAUCACAGAGCGCAAAAUGGUUGCUGUUAGUGAAAUGGCAAAUGCGAGGAAUGGUGAUUGAUCUUGAUUAUCGUAUUGGUAAAUUGAUUGUUCUGUUGAUGAACACAUUUUCAUCGUUAACUUCUGAUAACAUUGAUGAUGAUUGGGGUGAUCUCAUACCUGAAUCUCUUCUUUAUGAUUCUGAUGAUGAAAAGAGAGAAGAUGAUGACAUUGAUUCUACUGGAGAACUAGGUAGUCUUGCCCAAGAAGAACGUGUUCAGUGGAUCGAAAGAAAAAUGCAUGAACAAUCUGUGCUUGUGAACGAUUUAAUACAAUGCGGAGCAACUGAGCCCGCCAUUGAAAAAGAGCGUCGGACUCUAAGAAAACUAGAAUUAGCACGAUUUCGCCAGUUUCGUAAAUCGGUGCUGGAUAAAUUAAAACGAAAUGCCAUGCGUCAUAAAAGACGAUUCACUGAAGCGAGGAAGAACGAGUCAUUUUCGCGAGAACUUCCCCGAAAUAAAUCGUCUACUGUUAUAUCCACAAAUUCUCGAUAUUCGCAACAAUCUGAAUAUCCAUCCAGUAAGCCAGAGAACAUACAUAUCAGUGAUACUGUCAAUAUGGAUAUUAGUGUACAGAUAGAUAUCGAGUCAGGGAUGUGCACUUUGCGAGCAGCUGAAAAAAAUGAUGAACAACUUAGUUUGUUUAUUAAACGACCUUCGACCCGAGAUCUUCGAUCAAAAAUAACUUCCUCUAAUAAUACUAUUACAACUUUGACAAUUCCAAGUGUAAGUAUCAAGGCAUACUAUGUUUCCAUUGAUUUCAACCAAAGUCAGCACAUCUCACGAUCUGUUCAGUCGUUUCUGGCUCACAAAUAUGGGAAAUCAAGCCAGUGGAAACGACCGGCUUUUUAUUUAUCAAUGGAAUUGGCCAGCAUGCCUCAAGAAUCUUUAGUAACACCAAGCCUUGCCGAUUUCAUCGAACAGUUAGUUGAUGCUUUACCAUCUGGAGUUAUGACGAAUUCUUCACUAGAUUUAUCUGUAUUUAAUCAGAGUAAUGCGACAAGUCCUGAAGUUCCUAUUGUCGAAAUUGAUACUUCAAUUCUUCCUCUAGAUAUUCUGCUCUUUUUAACGGUUCAGUCAUCCACCAUACGAUUCGAAGGACAGCAACAACGUAGUGCUGCAGCCGAUUGUUUAUUGAAACUGCCAUCUUUAACGCUUAUGGCUUCCACUAGACCAAUGACUGAGGGUACUGAAGGAACUGAUAUUGAUUUAAGCGUUGGUGGAAUCCAUUUAUCAGCAACUUUAAGCGCAUUUUCUUUGAAUGUAUACAGUCCUCACCAGCGGUCUACUGCUCACGAUGCUUUAUCACUGACAUUGGAUCAUCUUUCUGUACUGAUUUCAAGGAGCAAAAACAGUCGAUUCGAAAUUGAUAAUAAAGUGCAGUUUGUUCUCACUGUUAAUAUUGGAUCAGCCAGUUUCAAUUAUGAUAUGCGUCGACUUGCUGAGCUCAUCUCUUUUCCAAAGCCAUGGUAUCGCCGUGCUAUUGUUCACCGAUUCUUUUUUGGUGAUCGUUUUGUACGUACACCAACUCAACGUUCCUCAUCGCCGAUGAGCAAGCUAUCUCAAGAAGAGUCUAACAUUCAAAAGAAGGAAUGGUGCGCUUCCGUGAUUUUUGCUAUCGAGUGGCGAGAAUUGAAUAUUAAUGCACAAAUGGCCAACACUAUGGGGAAUACGAAGUUAUGUCUUCGGGAUGGCGUAUUUCGAGGCCAUUGUCAGUUAAAUUCAAAAUCUGAGAAGAUUUUGAUGAUAAAUUUCGGUUUGAAAUCUGCCAACCUUUCUGCUUAUGGUGGCACAAUUUCUGGUCAAAUAUCAGUUAAUGAUCUUCUUAUUACUUGUGAAAACAAUAUAAUUUUAAAUAAACCUCCUAGAAAUAGUGCCAAAAUUAAAUUGGCUGAAACUGAAUGUCGCAUAGAAUGGAUGAGUCGACCGAUAUUCAUUGCACGAUGUGAUAAAGCUUCCAUUAUUAUUCAAGAUGAUUGGUCAACUAUUAAGGAUGAUACCGAACAAGUUAUCAAAGCAUAUGUUUCAGUUGCUUUAAACAUUUCGUGGGAAGAUUUACAGUUAAUAAUAACAAAGACUACCGUUGACGACUUGAUAAAGAUUGCGAUGAAGCUUCGUUCAUUUUUCCAGGAGCAAAUGAGAAAUAGUCAGCUAGCUUGGGGGAUUGUAAGCCCCCAGGUAAAUGAAAAUGAAAUAUUUAAAAGUGAAAAUAAUUUGAGACAUGGGCACUGCCAGAAGUACAGGCAUUGGCCAUCCGUAUUAGAUACGUUAACUGAGAUUCAGUCGAAGCAAAAAAUACUUCCUUUGCCAAAAGGCAAUGAUGGUGUAACUGCUGUUGGUGGAAUAUUAGAGUUAACUGGUGGACGUUUUUCACUGGCUUGUAUGAAUGGAGAAAUGAAUGCUUCUAGUUGGGCAUUGUUUCACAUGUUGCAACCAUCCAUUUUAUUUGAACCUGAGGCACAGUAUGCUUUUAUCUCUGAAAAGAAUGAUGUAGGUGUUUCAGUAACGCAGCGUCUUACUGUUAGGCUGGGUGAUUUAUCGUCAUGUCAUUCUGCCCUGCAUGAGACGAAGGCUUUAGUUUGUAGAAUUCAGCAAAGCCGUGGUUGUAUGGUUCGACAGACCAGUUCUAUCAGUACUUAUCUUGAACAUAUUAUUGGAGAUCCACUAAAGCAGCUCAGUAUGCAUCCUACAGAUUCUAGUCAGCCAACUGCGCAUCAUUCUGUUCUUCAACUUUUUCAGUUUCCUACUUUAGACGUAGUUGUAUCUACAUUACAGAAACAGGAAAUGGAAAUCGGUGAUGUGGAAAAUUUCAUACCAGAAGUUCUUAAUUCUUUCAUUUGUGAAUUUCACGAUACUGUAAAUGUGCAAACAGAUUUUAAUGCUCAAGUCAGCUUCUUGCCUGAACUCUUGAAGACUUAUAUUAAAACACAGGAUCAAGCGAAAGAGGAGAGAGUUGCAGAUACAAGUAGAGAUUUUCGACGUUAUAUUUGCGAGAAAUGGAUUGUGGAUCCAAAGAUUUGUUUUAUUGAUCGUUUUAAAUGGAAUCCACCAGUUAUUGAUGAGAUUUUAAAGAAACUGCAGAUAUUCGAUCAUCGACGAACAAUUCCCAAAGCUUUUCAACGUGGAAUUUUGGAUCCUUGUGAUGCACUUCUCGCGCAACUUAAUCUCGCUGUUAUGUCGAUUGGAAAAAAAUCAGCAAAAUCAAAUCGAAAUUAG
This is a messenger RNA of Dracunculus medinensis (Guinea worm), 10539 nucleotides long. NCBI's taxonomy places the organism in Eukaryota, Metazoa, Nematoda, Chromadorea, Rhabditida, Dracunculidae. The record is from the annotation of a GenBank genome assembly.